CUUUUCAGUACUGACAAUAUUUCCUGUUACGUUUCUAUUUUGAUGAGCAAAGAUGUGGAGCAUUCAAAAUCUGCUGUUCAUCUUCUGCAUUUCUCUGAGAUGUGUGACCAGUGCAGUGGGGAUCAUCCAUGUGACUGGAUAUGUGGGGAGAGAGGUUAAUGUCUCCUGCUCUUAUGAACAGAGUUAUGUAUCUCAUGAGAAGUACCUAUGUAAGAACGACUGUGGCAACAGUGAUGUUCUCAUUACAACAUCACAAGCAAGCAAAACAAAAUACUCAAUUUAUGAUGACACCAGUGCACGAAUCUUCACAACAACUAUCUUUGAUCUUCAAUAUACGGAUGCUGGAAAAUACUGGUGUGGAGUGACGAAAACUGGAACAGACAUCUACACUGAAGUCAAGCUGAAAUUAGUACAAGACAGCUGCUGUGACACUGUGACCAAAGUUCAAAGUUAUGAGGGACACUCUGAGUCUGUCAGUUGUCGGUAUGAGUCUCAGUACCAGAACAGCCUGAAGUACAUCUGCAGAGGAAAUCGGCCCUCCACAUGUCUGCAGCAGGCACUAAUCACCUCUGACACCAAACAAAAUGGGCGAUUCAGACUUGAUGAUGACAAAGUGUUAGGAACAUUCACAGUGACCAUUAGCAAUUUGACUCGUAAUGAUUCAGGGUCAUACCUCUGUGGUGUCCACAGAAACUCUGAGCUGGAUGUUUUCUCUGCUAUUGAGCUGAAAAUUGAAGAGUGGUGCUGUGUCAAAUCAACUAAAAUAAAUGGUACUGCAGGACAUCCACUAAUUUUGCAUUGUCCUUAUCCUCCACAACACUGGGAUAACAGGAAGUUCCUCUGUAAGGGAGACCACCGCAACAAUUGCUCAGACAUGGUGACGAGUCAAAGCAGGUUCACACUGCAAGAUGCUGCUGCUUCCAGCUCUUUCACAGUGAGGAUCACAGAACUGGAAGCAGCUGAUGGUGGGACAUACUGGUGUGGGUCAGACUCACAGUGGAGAUUUGGAAACUACACCAAGAUUGAGCUGUCAGUCUUUUUGCAGCACACCAGAAAAAUCCCAGAUGCAGCACUCUAUGUAGUUUACACUGUACCUCCUGUCCUGCUACUGAUGUGUCUCCUAGUUACUGUUUAUAAGAACAGAAGCUCAAGAGUUAAUGAAGCCGAUGACACCAUGAUCAGAAAUACACCCAAGGAAAAAAAAAUAGAGGAAGUGAUGGGGGCUGCAGAAAGUGAAAUUUAUAAAAAUCAAGAAGUUGUGAUGACAUACGUACAGCAAAAAGUCUGCAAAGAUGGAGGUGGACAUGAAGGCGUCUAUGAAAUCAUGACCGCAGUUGCAAGAGAAGACAUCUACUGUAAUUAAAAUUUUCAUAAAGCCAACAGAAGAUAAAAGUGAUCCAUAUCUUUUCUUUCAUUAGUAUUGCUUAAAGUUUCAUAAAAUAUUUGCUCUUUUUAUAUAAACUGUGGAAACCCCUAAAUGUAAAAGAUCAACAUGAGUGUAAAGUGAUUUAAAAAAAAAUCUAUUUCUGGGUCACAAUAUGUGAGUUUUUGUUUGGUUUGUUUGUUUUUCCCCCAAAUCAGUGCUUUUUACUGACUGGAGUAUACGUAUGGUAAUGUUGUUUACUUAAGAGUUCAAAAUGUACUUUUACAAAGCAACUGAUCAGAUGUGUUUUUCAUUAGUGAUGCUGUGAUGUUCUAGUGUAACUCUGAAUACAGUAAUAAUGGUGCAUAGAUAUACUGGACAAGACUUCAGAUUGCAUCACUCAUUAUUAAUUUGAAAUGGACUGGUCUUCAUGUAUGUUAAUUGCAAAACCUGCUUUUUAAUUUACUGUUUUACUGUUUUUUAUACUGUCAAUGUUUUGUAUACCUAGAAUAUAACAGAGGGUGGAGUGUGGCAAAUAAGUUAUAAAUAUUUUAAUAAGAACAUGUACAACAUAAAUUGUUUAAAGUUUGUAUUUUCCAGGAUAACCGUUUUUGACUUUCCAGAUGUAUGCUUAUUUUCUUAAUGACCUGCCACAGGAUGUUAACAAAAGAAAAAACAGUCACUGUCCACACUUGGUGCCUUUGUUUCUCUUAUUAAAUGAACAAAACUGUGAACGCUUCAAGUUUUGGGACGUUUAAAAAAU
Messenger RNA from Oreochromis niloticus (Nile tilapia), 2126 nucleotides. Its product is annotated as polymeric immunoglobulin receptor. Gene Ontology annotation, molecular function: transmembrane signaling receptor activity. Gene Ontology annotation, cellular component: plasma membrane. The record is from RefSeq and is a predicted model, not a curated record. The transcript is spliced from 8 exons. The coding region runs from base 53 to 1363 and encodes 436 amino acids. NCBI's taxonomy places the organism in Eukaryota, Metazoa, Chordata, Actinopteri, Cichliformes, Cichlidae.